AAGAAAGGGUGCUUUAUGAUUGGAGAAACAUCGCAUUGACAAGAGCUUCCUAUUUGCCUGAAGAAUCUUCUCAGAGCUUAUUGACACCGGAUUAUUAUAAGGAUUAUUUUACGAAAGCCCUUAAGAAGAAAGAACUACAAUCUAUCAAGCCAGAUGAGACGCCAGAAAAAAGCUCAAAGACUGUCGUAAAGUCUGAUAAGUUGGACAGUAAAGUUAAAAGAAUUGGACCACACAUAGAAAUUUACCAAGUGUUCCAGGGAAAAAACAAACUCAUAUUUACUAAAAGAAUUAUUAAACUGAUCACCAUCACACAAGCACAUAUCAGGGGAUGGCUUGAGCGCAAAAGACUUCAAAGAAUAAAGACUAAGUCUUUAUAUCAUGGACCAAAUUUGAAAACAGUUAUCUGCAUGUAUCAGUGCUUAAUCCACCGCGUUAGACAUCGACUUGGUCUUUGGAGAACAAGACAAAUAAUAAACUUUGGAGAGUUAGAGGAAUGGAUGGACAGGAAAAAAUUCUAUGAAACCAUGUUUGCCAAGAGAGAAGACUGGCAAGGGUUAGAAAGAAGCGAAUUGCUGAAGUACUUCAAUGAUUGUGGUCAUUUCCCUACACAGAGCCAGAUCGACGAACACUUGGACCUGUUCCAUAGACACAGCCCAGGAAAAUACUCUGAAGUAAUCAAAAAGUCCAGUGCAAUUGAACUGUUAUUUACACUCUACCCUCCUCGAGGUGCCAAAGUGAACAUUAGCACAAGACUCCGGUCCACAUGGCUGAGACCCAUAGUGAAUGGAGAAGAAGGUUAUAAGUACAUAGUGAGUGGACAUCCAAUACUCAAGAGAGCUAACAUCCGGACUGCUGGCAAGUUGGUGGCUAGAUCCAUAAGGGAAAGGAAAAUGAGACAAUUUUAUAAAUUAUGAGAAGUGGGAUAAAGUUUUCAACACAGCACUCCUUUACCUAGUUGAACUGAUUGCCUAAGAAAUGCAUAUUAGUAAUGACCACAGAAUGAUUUGCUAUCAACAGGAUAAAAGACAAACAUCUUUGCCCAUGCAAAAGUGGACUUUGACAAGUUAGUUCAUCAUUAUAAGUGCAUUUGGAUAAGCGUGCUUUGUCUUCUUCAUUAAACAUCUACUAAUCAUAUGAA
Molecule: messenger RNA, 1138 nt
Organism: Cricetulus griseus (Chinese hamster)
Lineage: Eukaryota; Metazoa; Chordata; Mammalia; Rodentia; Cricetidae
Source: RefSeq, a predicted model, not a curated record